Caenorhabditis elegans is the source of this 1156-nucleotide messenger RNA. The record is from RefSeq. Lineage: Eukaryota; Metazoa; Nematoda; Chromadorea; Rhabditida; Rhabditidae.
AAAAAACCCUCGAAACUUGAAUCUCGCGCUCACUUCCGGCGCGGACGUGGCCGAUUUUUCCGCUGAACCGACGAAAAAAAAGUCGAUAGAGAAGGCUUCAACACACUUAAUUUGCACGUUGUUGGCAGUAUUUGGCCGUAUUCAGCGAGAAAAAUCGAUAAUCAUGGGAGAUUACGAGAACGUUUUAAUGGUAAAACCCAAGGUUUUCGUGUAUCGCAUCCCGCCGAUCGGAACCAGCGGUCAUAAAGCCGCCGACUGGAACCUCGACAGCCCGGCUUGGACGGGACGAAUGCGGCUUGUCGCCAUCGGAAAACGUCUGGAAAUGCGUUUAGAAGACGGAGAAACCUGUAAUUUUCCCUCGGAAAAUCAAUAAAAUCAAUCAAAUCAAUAAAAACCCCGAAAUUUUUCAUUUUUCAGGCGAUUUAUACGCGAAAUGCCCGAUCGAUGCGCACCCUGGCAACGCAAUUGAGGCGGUUUCCGAUAGUUCUCGAUAUUUUGUGAUUCGUUUGCAGAACGACAAUGGACAGCAGGCAUUCGUGGGAUGCGGGUUUCAGGAGAGAGGAGAUGCUUUUGACUUUAAUGUCACACUUCAAGAUCACUUUCGUUAUAUCGAACGAAGCGCCGAACUGGAAAAACAGGAUCUUUCUGCCGGUCCAAGCUUGGAUUUAGCAUUUAAAGAGGGACAAACCAUCUCAAUUAACAUUGGAAAAAAGGAUAAAAGUGCAGUUUCCCGCCCUCGUCCGGCUCCUGGAGCAUCUACUGGAGGCCUAGUGCCACUGCUUCCACCGCCGCCAGGUGCCGGCUCAAUGAUCAGAAACUCUCGUCCUUCCACCACCACCACUACGGCUUCAUCUUCUCUGUCUUCUGCUUUUGCUGCUCCACCGCCGGCUCCGAGCUCUUCGACGAGCACAACGGCGACGUCUGGCAAUUUAUUAGAUUUCUAAGCGAUGACGUCAUCUUUCUUCUCCGUACAACUGUCUGCGUCUCUUCACUUCUCUCUCUCCACCUUUUCUCUACGCUUUCCAUCGCUAAUUUAUUGAAAUUUCCUGUCCCAUUUCAUUUUUUUUUCGAAUUUUUUUUUAAUUGUUAAUAGCUUCUGUGAUUUUUCCCUGCUUUUUUCUGAUUUUUUCCGUCAAAAAUGGACAAUUUUCAGUCA